Messenger RNA from Poeciliopsis prolifica (blackstripe livebearer), 5457 nucleotides. Its product is annotated as lamin-A-like. The coding region runs from base 3206 to 5134 and encodes 642 amino acids. Lineage: Eukaryota; Metazoa; Chordata; Actinopteri; Cyprinodontiformes; Poeciliidae. The record is from RefSeq and is a predicted model, not a curated record. The transcript is spliced from 13 exons.
UCGGAUCGUGAGCUUUCUGUUCGUAUACUGUCGUGAAUAUUUUUCUACAAAGCCACUCAGCGUGUUUCAUCCCACUAAUUCGCUGACACUCCGCUCAUCAGUGGGUUUUUUCAGCUUCUUCACUCAGGUGACCACAGAGAUCCAAUACGGGUUUUCUCACAAACCACAUGACAAAACCAGCCAUGUCUGCCAGGAAAAAGCUCCUGGCGGCCCAGUUUUAUGACAGCCGGGGUCCAUUUUAAGUCCCAACCGAGCACUAAACCGAUAUUAGUGAUUUACUGCGCCUCACGCGUGUUUUCAGCUCUGCUGGAGGUAAAAAUCCAGGUUUUAGGAGGCAAAGCUGGGACACAUUGCAGGGCGUAUCGCCGACACGCUGCAGUUCAUUAAAAGCGCCACCAGAUGGAGAUGAAGCGCAAACACAAGGGGGGAGAGAAGAUUAGCUGACAGGCCGCAGCCGCCAUAUUGUUAGUGGCAGUUUGGGUCGGUUCUGUUAACUCUUGCAUUGUAUUGAGAAAAAAACUAUGUUUAUGAUGUUGCGGGUCAUUUUGACCCGUAUCGUGUAAUUCGUCUCAAAACAGUCAAAAAUGAAGUCAAACCGGUCAGAACUUUAUUUUAGAUUACAUACACACUUAUGAGAGAUGAGAAGAACAGAUGCACAACUUGAACACUAUAUCAUUGAACUGCUUAUUUAAAAUUUUCACUCUUCAUGAACACUGCUUUUCAUUGGCCUUGCCUCAUUGUCUCUGUCAAUGUGCAACAUUUUCAGUGUUCCCCACAUGACAGAAUGGACAGAAUGUGACAGUGUGCUUUAUGCAAAUGUACUUCCUGCAUCUCACACAAGAGGUUCUUGUUUUACUGUCAUCUUGGGAGAAACAGACUCGGCAUCUUUUACAUUUUUUUGCACCUGUAUCGAAAGGUUCCAUUGUAGGUUAGUCAGGGCACUGUCGAUGCCUUGGACUCAUCGACAGUAACAUGGGGUCCAGGAUUAUACAGUAAAGGCAGGAUUUCGACCCAUUUAUCCCAGACAUCUCUGAUUGCUGUAAGUUUGUCUCUCUCGCGUCAACCAGCUCUGGUGUCACGGUUGUCAAAUCGUAUGACACGAGAGAUCAUGUGAAAUGUCUCCAAAGACAUUGUUGCUCGGAAGAUUGGUCUUCCAUUCUCUUCAUUCCACAAACUUGCAGUUGCUUCACCCUUCGACCUGUAUACUCCAGCUAACACCAGAAUUCCGAUGUAGGCAUGCAAGCCAGUUGGAUCCAGUGGUUUCCAGUGGUAUCUCACACAUUUCUGUGUUAAAACUCGGGCUGUUGUUGUUUGUAACACAUUGGUUUUCUGUUUUAUAUUAGUAAUUUAUUAAAUGUAAGUAACUAUGUGACUAAAAAUGUUAUACUACAACAAUCUUAGUUGAAAAACUGACAGAAAACGAGAGUCUGUAAAUCUGUUCCAUCAGUCUGGAACAUAUUUAUGCAAACAGAGGGAGCCUGAGGCCUUCCUCUGAGGCAGAUUAUAGCGAUGGGUUGGUCCAAAUGCUUUUCCACUUGGACCCGCUUCCUUUGAGGAUGUCUCCAACCGCCACUCACUGAAAUGUGACGAUAAUAAUAAUAAUAAUAAUAAUAAUAAUAAUAAUAAUAAUAUAAUAAUAAUAAUAAUUGAAUUCCUUUGAUGUUAAGGCGAAAUGUGAUAAACUUUAACUCAGGCCAGAUUGUUGCUCCUGUGUGUAUCUGAUCUUCUCCAGCAUCAUCUGAGGGACUCUGGAGGAAAUGUUUCUGACUUUAUAUGACACAACUCACCAUUUAUUGCAGUAAUGAAGAAGGCCAGACCGAACAGCAAAUAUUCAUUUUUCUGAUCAAAAUCUAAAUAAUUGGGAAGAAAACAGCAUCAGUUCUAUGUUGAUGUUAGUUUCAGUUUCUUCUUUGGAUCGCAAUAAAAACAAAACAAAAUCAAGUUCAGUUCACUUUAUUUGUAACUGAUUUCAACGAAAAUGACGAUUGUUCCUCAGGGCAGUGGAAGAGAAACCACAUUAUACUGAUAUUAAAUCAAUACUACUGGAGCACAGUGAAGUUUAGAUUUCCAUAUCUGUCAUAUCAGAAUGAAAGGAAACAAUAGCAGUGAUAUUCUUCAUGGCUCCUGAAACACAGAAAACUACAUUUAAGCCAGAGAAAUAAAGAAGGACAGAAUGAACCCUGAUCAGAGAGAAAACAGAAGAACAUUCUCUCUGGGUUUGCAGAACUUUGCAGAGUCUCCAUCCCAACUCCUGCACAGCGGCUGGGUGAAUGUGGUCUGGACUCUGUGGAUGGGAGUCAUGGUUUCGGUUUCAGAGACCCAGAAGGACAGAAGACCUGCUCUGUGAUCCAGAUACACUCCCAGUCUGGAGGAUCUAAGAUGGCAGUCAAGAUGUUGUUGUGACCAAAUGUAAAACAGGAAGUCUAAGACCCGCCCCCUGGCUCUGAUUGGUUCCUUCCAGUUAGCGCUGGGAGAAGCAGGAGAUGGAUUUUGAUUCCUUACUGUCAUGACAUGCUGACAGCUUCAGUAAAUAUGUAAAACAACAUGUUUUAUCAAAGUUACUGCAGCUUUAAGAGCUUCAACAUGGCAGGUCCCUCCAUGGUGUUAGUGACCCAAACAACAGCAGACCUGCAGCAGAAUGACAGAAAGAAGGACAAAUGAAGGUCCUGCAAUGUCCUAGUCAAAGUCUAGACCGCGGCCUGAUUGAAAUGUUGUGGUGGGAGCUGGUUUGAAGCAGCACUGAAGAGUGGAGCUAAAUUCCUCCAGUGCAGAGAAUGACUGCUGCUUAGGAGGUUCAGCCAUGUUUCAUUUCAGUCUCUGUUAAAUAAACUUUACAGUGGAGUUCAAAGAGAAAAACUGGAAUAAUCAAAUCCAAGUGCUCCAGGAGGAGGAUUGUUUCCAGUUCGUGCUGACUCAGUUAGUGUAAUUAUAAACUCAGUCCUGGUGACUCAUCCAUUCAGGCUCCCACAGCAGAACAACCACCUACCAAGUGCCAAACUUGGGGCCAGCCUCCCUCCUCUCCACCCAUCUCAUUCUUUCCUACACGGGCACUCGCAUCCAUCUGCAGGCGCUCAGUAAGAGACCCGGCAGCCAGGGGAACGGCGCUCCAGUCCAAAGACACUCAGAAGAACCAGCAAACAGUCGGAGAAGAUCGACGAGUAGUUUCCUCUUCGUCUAGCAGGAUUUAAAAAGGCUCUGAGGUGAAAUGGCGACACCCAAAAACACUCCUAGAGGCGGAAGCACCCCACUGUCCCCCAACCGCAUCACCCGGCUGCAGGAGAAGGAGGACCUCUCCAACCUCAACGACCGUCUGGCCGUCUACAUCGACAAGGUGCGCUCCCUGGAGGCGGAGAACGCCGGUCUGCGUCUGCGCAUCACCGAGUCCGAGACGGAGGUGACCCGGGAGCUGACGGGCCUGAAGGCCGCCUACGAGACCGAGCUGGCCGACGCCCGGCAGACUCUGGACUCUGUGGCCAAGGAGCGAGCGAGGCUCCAGCUGGAGCUGGGCAAAGUGAGGGAGGACCACAAGGAGCUGAAGGCCAGGAACACCAAGAAGGAGUCGGAGUUGGCGGCCGCCCUGCAGAGGCUCAGAGACCUGGAGGCUCUGCUGAACUCCAAGGACGCCUCUCUGACGACAGCUCUGGGGGAGAAACGCAGCCUGGACGCCGAGAACCGGGACCUGAAGGCCCAGGUGGCCAAGCUGGAAGCCAGUUUGGGUGACGCGAAGAAGCAGCUGCAGGACGAGAUGCUGCGCAGGGUGGAUGGAGAGAACCGGAUCCAGACGCUGAAGGAGGAGCUGGACUUUCAGAAGAACCUUUACUCUGAGGAGCUGCGGGAGACGAAGCGUCGCCACGAGUCCCGCAUGGUGGAGCUGGACAACGGCCACCAGCAGGAGUUUGAGAGCAAACUGGCCGAAGCGCUGACAGAAAUGCGCGGCCAGCAUGAGCUGCAGAUCAAACUGUACAAGGACGAGAUAGAGAAGACCUACAACACCAAGCUGGAGAGCGCCCGUCAGUCUGCGGACAGGAGCAGCCACCUGGUCGGCGCCGCCCACGAGGAGCUGCAGCAGACCCGGAUCCGCCUGGAGUCCACGUCCGCCCAGCUCAGCCAGCUGCAGAAACAGCUGACGGCCCGCGAGGCGAAGCUGCGGGAGCUGGAGGACGCCCUGUCGCGGGAGCGGGACACGACCCGCCGCCUGCUGGGGGAGAAGGACCGGGAGAUGGCGGAGAUGAGGCAGCGCAUGCAGCAGCAGCUGGACGAGUACCAGGAGCUGCUGGACGUGAAGCUGGCUCUGGACAUGGAGAUCUGCGCCUACAGGAAGCUGCUGGAGGGAGAGGAGGAGAGGCUGCGCCUGUCCCCCAGCCCUCCUCCCACCAGAGUGACAGGAAGUCGCUCCUCCACCGCCGUGGCCCACUCCCGCUCCAUCCACGGCAGCGCUCGCAGCUCCCCGGCGAAGAGGCGGCGCCACAACGACACCGACAGCGAGGCGUCUAGCUUCGCCGGCGGCGCCGUGGCGCGCACCCGCAUCACCCAGCAGGCCUCAGCCAGCGGGCGGGUCACCGUGGACGAGGUGGACCUGGACGGGAAGUACGUCCGACUCAGCAACAAGGCGGAUGAGGACCAGAAUCUGGGUAACUGGCAGCUGAAGCGGCAGAUCGGAUCCAACUCUCCGAUCAUCUUCAAGUUCCCGGCUAAAUUCACCCUGAAGGCCGGUCAAAGAGUCACGAUCUGGGCCUCCAGCUCUGGGGGAGUCCACAACCCUCCUUCAGACCUGCUGUGGAAGACCCAGAGCUCCUGGGGAACCGGAGACCAGUUCCAGACCACCCUGAUCAGCGCCAACGGAGAGGAGAUGGCCAUGAGGAAGGUAAUCCGCACUCAGUUUGAAGAUGAAGAUGAAGACAUGCAGGUGGCUCACAGCACCUGCGCAGACGGCGAGUACAACCUGCGCAGCCGGACCGUCCUCUGCGGCUCCUGUGGACUUCCGUCUGACAAAUCCAGCAAUUGCUCCGUGUCGUCUGCGUCCCGCUCGUUCCGCAGCGGAGGAAUCUCUGAAGGAUUGGUGCCGCAGUCGUACGUGUUCAGCAGCACACCCCGCAAGACUGGAUCCAGGAUGGAGAGCUGUCCGAUCAUGUGAACACGUCGACCAAUGCAGAAGUUUAUCUUUCAUCUGAGUAGUGUGUAGAAAGUAUUAGCUUUUAGUUUUCUUUUUAUACUUUCAACAUUUUUCAGGUUGUAAUAAUUCUGACUUUUAUGUUAAUUUCCAUUGUACACCCAUGCAUGCUUAAAGAUUAGACUUGACUUAUGUUUAAAAGUUUAGUUUUUCCUUUAAGAAAAACUAAGAAUGUUUUUGUAUCUUUUUUAUCCUUUUAUAUUCAGUUCUGUUUUCAGUCUUUUGCUUCUGUUAAAUCUGACUUGUGUUAUUAUCAAUAACAUUAUUCUAGCUAAACUGGGCUACAA